AUGUCCUGCUCCAGCCUGUGUGCCCCUGCCUGCGGGGUGGCCGCCCCGGCCCCGCUGGCUGACAGCUACAACGAGCCCUGCGUGCGCCAGUGCCCCGACUCCACCGUGGUGAUCCAACCCCCGGCCACCGUGGUCACCUUCCCCGGGCCCAUCCUCAGCUCCUUCCCGCAGAACGCUGCAGUUGGCUCAGCAGGAGUCCCCGCUGUUGGAGCAGGCUUGGGUGGCAGCUUUGGACGUAGUGCCGGCUUUGGGGGCUAUGGAGGCCUGGGAGGCUCUUAUGGCCUUGGGGGCCUUGGGGGCUAUGGAGGCUUUGGCAGCUGUGGAUUUGGUGGCUUCCGCCGAGGCCACAGAUACCUCAGUGGCAGCUGCGGGCCCUGCUAA
This is a messenger RNA of Phasianus colchicus (ring-necked pheasant), 381 nucleotides long. Its product is annotated as claw keratin-like. Gene Ontology annotation, molecular function: structural constituent of cytoskeleton. Gene Ontology annotation, cellular component: intermediate filament. NCBI's taxonomy places the organism in Eukaryota, Metazoa, Chordata, Aves, Galliformes, Phasianidae. The record is from RefSeq and is a predicted model, not a curated record.